Ilex paraguariensis (yerba mate) is the source of this 630-nucleotide messenger RNA. The record is from the annotation of a GenBank genome assembly. NCBI's taxonomy places the organism in Eukaryota, Viridiplantae, Streptophyta, Magnoliopsida, Aquifoliales, Aquifoliaceae.
AUGGCGAGGACAGGCAGCAAGAACAUACAAGCCAAGCUGGUACUUCUUGGGGACAUGGGAACUGGGAAAACCAGUUUGGUAUUGAGAUUUGUGAAAGGCCAAUUUUAUGAUUUCCAGGUCCUUGACCUGAAACAUAAUUUGCAGGAAUCGACAAUUGGGGCAGCCUUCUUCACUCAGGUCUUGUCAUUAAAUGAGGGUACUAUAAAAUUUGAUAUAUGGGAUACAGCUGGGCAAGAACGGUACCACAGCCUAGCUCCAAUGUAUUAUCGGGGUGCAGCUGCAGCUGUUGUGGUUUAUGACAUUACAAGCAGGGAUUCAUAUGAGAAAGCCAAAAAGUGGGUUCAAGAAGUACAAAGACAAGGAAACCCUAAUCUGGUAAUGGUUUUGGUAGCAAACAAAGCUGAUUUAAUUACAGAGAGAAAGGUGGAAAAUGAGGAAGGGGAGCAAUAUGCUACAGAAAAUGGCUUGCUUUUCUUUGAAACUUCUGCAAAAACUGCCCAGAAUGUAAAUGAGCUAUUCUAUGAAAUAGCUAAAAGAUUGGCAAAAGCUGUCCCUUCCCGGACAGCUGGUAUGAAAAUACACAGCAAAUCCCAAGAAAGGGGGAGAAAACUAUUCUGUUGCUCCGGUUGA